AUGCAAACAUCAAGUGUUCAGCCAGUGUUUAAAUUAGAACUAAACCACAAAGUAACACCAAGCGUUGUAACAAUAGCAAAAUAUGAUGGUACACAUCCUUGUUUGACUGCUUCGGCUGGAUAUGAUAAAAUUAUAAUUCACCACCCAUAUGGAGAGAUAGCGAGCGGACGGGCCCAGCGUUCUCAUGCGCAUGGAGAAGUAUCCGAACUGAAUGUGAGCCAAGCAGUAAUAGCGCUGGCAGCCGGUCCUCUGAAACCAGAUUCCUCGAGAGAUAUGUUACUGAUUGGAUCACCUUCUCAGAUACUCGCAUACGAUGUUCACGAUAACUCUGACCUCUUCUUCAAAGAAGCACCAGACGGCGUAAAUAUACUAAUAACAGGCAUCUUUGGCAAAUAUCAUGAGAUGCUCGCUAUUGUUGGCGGCAAUAGUUCCGUACAGGGUCUCAAUUGGGAAGGAAAUGAGGUGUUCUGGAAUGUUGUCAGUGGAAAAGUGUGUUCUAUGAUCACCUUUGAUUUUGACAAAGACGGUGAAAAUGAGUUACUGAUUGGAUGUGACGACUCUUAUAUAAGAGUAUUAAAGAAUAAUCAGUUUAUAUUGGAACUCGCCGAAACUGGACCAGUAACUUGUCUUUCCCCGAUCACUGAAGUUAGAUUUGCUUACGGAUUAGCAAACGGCACUAUUGGAAUAUAUGAAGAAGGCUUACGUCUAUGGAGGGUUAAGUCAAAGCAGAGUGCGAUCGCUUUGCAAUGGUCGGGCGAGUCGCUGGCCUGCGCGUGGGCAAACGGACGGUUGGACUGGCGAGAUGGUAGUUCCGGCCGGGUGCUUCGUCGUGUGCAGAUGCGCGCUGGCGCCGCCGCCAUGUUGCUCGCAGACUACCGCUCCGUUGGCACACCAGACCUCAUAUGCGUGUCAGAUAGGGGCGAAGUUUUGGGAUAUCCCCCAUACCAUGAGAAUGUUGGUUUCAACGCGACGUCAAAGAAGCUUCCUUCAGAAGAGGACCGCUUAGCGAUCACCGAACUGUUGAACAAGAAACAGGCGCUUAUGGUUGAGUUGCAGCAUUACGAGGCAAACGCCGCUAAUGCGGGUCUAGACCCAGACGACCGACCUGCCACGGGCAUGCCAACGAACACUCGUUUGCAAGUUGCAGUCAGUCCCGACGAAAACGAGGGGUGUUUAGGUCUCGCGAUAUCGACAAAUAACGAAACGAUAGUGCGCGCUGCCUUAGUGUUAGCUGAAGGAAUAUUUGAGACGGGCGAAACUCUAGCCCGGCACCCACCGCUGCACCUGUUGCGCUCAAUACUGCAUGCGCCUUUGAAGCCACCUCGAGAUGUUCCCGUCGAUGUACACAUUAAGGCACUGGUCGGUUAUGUCGACAGUGAACAAUAUCAUAUAUUCGAGCUAACGAAACAUCUACCCAGGUUUUCUAUGUACACUUUGGCGCCACCCACUUUAGUAAAGAAUAAAACAGACAGUUAUGUUACAUUUCGCAUUACGGAAAGGAUACAAAGAAUUUGUAUAUGGAUUAACCAAAAUUUUCUAUUGGAGCACGAGGUAGAAAUAGAAAAUGAAAACACAAAAGACCUUUACAUUAGUUUCCUAUGUCUAAGAGACAGGUCCCAUUUGGAUAUGAGUUUUGCGGCGGAUGGAAAUGUCAAGUUAACAACUUCUGAUAUUGGAUUAGCUGGUGACCUGAUACAAAGUUUAGCGACUUACUUGAAUUUGUCUGAUUUACAGGUAAGGUAA
Molecule: messenger RNA, 1743 nt
Organism: Parnassius apollo (apollo)
Lineage: Eukaryota; Metazoa; Arthropoda; Insecta; Lepidoptera; Papilionidae
Source: the annotation of a GenBank genome assembly